This is a messenger RNA of Symsagittifera roscoffensis, 1368 nucleotides long. RefSeq lists its product as uncharacterized. The transcript is spliced from 4 exons. The record is from RefSeq and is a predicted model, not a curated record. Bases 1 to 1368 code for a protein of 455 amino acids. NCBI's taxonomy places the organism in Eukaryota, Metazoa, Xenacoelomorpha, Acoela, Convolutidae.
AUGUCGAUCAUAUCUGUCGCGGGCCAUCAGGUGGUGAAGAACUUGAACGAACCGUCUGAGAUCAUGGCAGUACACCUGGACAUUUACGCGGUCUACCUGAGGCAGAAAGAUCGCAAGUUGGAUUCUAGAGCCGUAAGAGUGUUACUCACAACAGGUGGACCGAGACUAAUGAAAGUAGAUGGACACUACAUCGAAGUUUGCGGCCCAUAUCCAAUUCUGAUGAAUGUGGACGGCAUAAACAUUUACACGAAAGCUCACGUUACCGAUAUAAGUGACCAAGUAGCCGGUUCUACAUCUGUCGAGAAGAGCUUAAAGUUCGACGAUUUGGACACAACGCCAUGCUUGAACAAGACGCAGUCGGAUCUGAUUCCGACUAAUAUCAAAUUGGCUAAUCAGGGUGCAAUAUACGUGACCGGAAGGACCCCCAUCAUCUCGUUGCACCUAGGAAGGAGGCAUCUCUGGAUGGAUUUCCUGGUCAUCGACAAUCUUAAUGAGUCCGACCAGUUCAUCCUAGGACGAGCAUUUGUGCGCAACUUCGAUGUCACGAUUGACCUCAACGACGGGUUGAUAAGAAUCAAGGACCCAGAUAGAAAGAUGAGGUACCUGAAUGAUCUUUGUAACGACAGACAGGUGUGUCUGGCUCCCAAGCCAAACAGUAAAAGCUCAGCUAUUUUAGGAAGAAGCUUCUCGUUCACUCAGAGUGGACUGUGUGUGAGUGUGUUGUUGAACACAGAGGCAACAACGGUGACGAUACAACGAGGCAAGAAACUUGGUUAUGCAUUGCCCCUGAGCACAGAGUAUCAGAAUGUGGAGAACUUCAAGAAAUAUGAAGACGCAUACCCGAUUCCCCGCAUCGAUGAGAGCCUCUCCAAGCUAGGAGAUGCAAAAUUCUUCGCGACGUUGAAUUUAGGCUCUGUGGAAAAGUGGAAAAGAAUGCCAUUUGGACUAUGCAAUGCGACGGCUACGUUCCAACGAUUAUUGGCCCAGGCACUCACUAUUGUAACUAAAAAGCAUGGCAACCUCAUAAUGAGUUACGUUGAUGACGUGGUUAUCGCGAUACAAACGCUGGAUGACCAGAUAGAGAGACUAAACGAGUUCUUUACUUGCAUGAAACAGGUCGGCCUGAAGUGCAAACCUUCCAAGUGCGGAGUUCUGAGAGAAUCAAUCAAGUAUCUGGAUCGCCUAGUAGAUAAAAACGGGAUCAGACCCGAUCCCGAAGCGGUUGAAGCGGUGUUGACAUGGAAAGCACCGAAGACCGACACGCAAUUGAUGAGUUUCCUCGGAUUCGCUAAUUAUUACCGAGAUUUUAUCAAGGGGUAUGCUGAGGGGAGCAUGCGGAAAAGAAAUCCAAAUGUUGAUGGAAUAUGA